Messenger RNA from [Torrubiella] hemipterigena, 291 nucleotides. NCBI's taxonomy places the organism in Eukaryota, Fungi, Ascomycota, Sordariomycetes, Hypocreales, Clavicipitaceae. The record is from the annotation of a GenBank genome assembly.
AUGAAGUUCUUCCCUAGCCUCAUCGCCACCCUCGCCCUUGUGCCUAGCGCCCUCGCCGUUGACCAGACCAAGUCCGCCAUCGUCUGGUUCGAGGAUUCCAACACCCCCGACUCUGUUGUUAACCAGGUCAAGGACUCGAUUAUCCAGGCAGGUGGCAAGAUCACCCACGUCUACACCAUCAUCAAGGGAUUCUCUGUCGUUGCUCCCGAAAAGGCGCUUGAGUUCAUCCAGACUAUGGGUGUCGGCCAUGAUAUGAGAGUUGAAGAGGAUCAGACUGUGACUGCUUCCUAA